This is a messenger RNA of Cuscuta campestris, 2943 nucleotides long. The record is from the annotation of a GenBank genome assembly. NCBI's taxonomy places the organism in Eukaryota, Viridiplantae, Streptophyta, Magnoliopsida, Solanales, Convolvulaceae.
AUUAUAGUUUUUACUAUCCUAUAUUAAACUUGCUAGCACAAGUUUAAUCUUGGACUCUGGAGCAAGUUCGUGUGGAUACGUUGGAGGCUUCAUACGUUUGGCGCUACGUUCAUCUCCUCAAAACCAUCCCCGACCGUUCCUCCGUUCUCCGUUUUCACCGUUAAGGUAAAUUUCUUACUAUAGCUAGUAAUUUACGUAAGUUGUUCUUGGGUGGAAUCGAGUUUUGGACUAUAAAUUUUUGUUUUCCGCUGCGUUAUCCAAGCCUCGUUUUCCAACACUCAGAACCUAUGACAUGAGCUGAUGAAGAAGAAGGAAGAACAAGUCACUCCCUUCCCCACGGCAUUGAUGACAACUCCCAGAGUCCCAUAGAGUGACGGGACAUGACCAAGGAACUGUGACACACCUUCCUCCAGCCCUCCGUCAAGCUCGAGAAUGGAGAACUAUGAUGAGAAUUUGCCAUGAUGGUCAAACAAUUCCAGAAGUUCAAGAAGUUGUUCAAGAAACUGACUUAGUCAGAAGGCCAUCCAAGGGAAAGCCACAGGUAAGUGACUCCCCUCCUGAAUCUUAUUUAUGUUAUAACUGCAGGAAACCUGGUCAUUGGAAGUCACCGUGCCCGUAUCCAAAGGUGGAGAAGUACGGAGAAAGAGAAAGGAACGAAAAGAAGAAGAAAGCAAUGGUUGCAGCUGAAAGUGACGAGUCAUCCAGCUCAAGCUCGGAUGAAGAAGCCCUCGUCUGCAUGGAGCGCAGAGCUGAGAAGUCCAACCAUGAGGAUCGGUGGACUAUUUCAGAAGAUGACACUCUCGUUCUUAUGGCCAAAGAUGAUGCCGAACAAGAGGUAACUUCUCAAACCUUCUGUUCAUCUUCUUAUGAAAGCGUACCAACUUCUGAAAGUCUUUUUGACAAGUUCAAAAAGAUGAUGAAAGAUUUUGAGGAAAUAAAUCUCAAACACUCAUCCUUAACAGAGGAGAACAGGCUACUGAGUGAAGAGAAUCUCAAGUUGACUGAAGGUUGGAAAAGUCAACUAGAUGAGAUCACUCAACUCAAGACUGAAAAUAAGUCUCUCUCUGAAAAGGUGAAAUCCCUCAACAAGGAGCUUAGGAUACUUAAGUCCAAAGAAGCAGUGGAUAAGCUUCUUGAAGCGACUAAACAAAAGGGUCAUGAAGGACUUGGGUUUGUCCCCUCCAGUUCCAAGAGAAAAGGGAGAACAACUUUCAUUCCUCCUAAACCUACCGCCAAACCCAAUAAGCAGAAAGGAAAGGAAAAGGAGAAACCCACAGAAGUUCCCAAAAAAGACAAGGAUGAAGAAAUCAAUGAAGGAGAUAUAAUGAAGCCUACGGAGUUCAUUCCAUUCGGAAGUUUACCACUGAAGACUUCACGAAGAAAUCCGGAUUCAGACGGUGUUGAGCCUACCGAAAAUCAUGGCCAGCCUUCCAUUAUUCCGGAUCACUCAAACGACGACAAUUUCGGAAAAGGUGAACACCAAGUUCCUACUCCAAUGGACAAACUCACCACCGAAGACAAGAAAAAACUCUCCUUGAAUGCCAAAGCAUUGAACGUGUUGUUUUGUGCCUUGGGACAAGAUGAGUUUGCUAGGGUGAGCUCUUGCAAAUCCGCAAAGGAAGCAUGGAAGCUCCUAGAAGCCACCCAUGAAGGAGAUAAAGACACAAAAGCUACCAAGAUAGCUUUAGGAACAUCCGAGUAUGAAAACUUCAAGAUGAAGGCCGGAGAAUCCGUUCAAGAUAUGAACAAGCGAUUCAACCUCAUUGUCAACAAUUUGAGUGGGUUCAAGGCUUACGCCGACCCACAUAUCAUUGCGGGGAGAACCCUUAAACAAGAUGACAUCCCGGUUCCCGUUCUUGAACUAAUUCAAGAACAAGGUUGGAGUUUCUUUCUUCAACUCCAAGCCCCCGUUUACCCGGACCUCGUUCAUCAUUUCUAUUCUUCUAUGAAAUACUAUCCCGAAGACCCUUCCAUUACUGCCGUAGUUGCUGGAAAAACCUUCGGAUUCAACACCCAAAACCUUUCCGAAUGGUUCAUCCUUCUCAAAAUCCUCAAAGAAAAUGUCAUCCCGGUCCUUAACAAAGAUAAACAAGUUGGGGUUUAUGAAUACACUCUUCUAUAUUGGCUCCUAACUCACAAGAAAAUCAAUCUCCCUUCCAUCAUCCUAAAACACAUGUACGAAUGUUCCGGUCGCCAAAACAAACCCUAUGGCAUGCUUCUUACCCACAUCUUUGCCAAGAGGGAAAUUCUUGAGGUGCGCCCUUCUCGUGUCCGCUAUCUUGAUGUGGAGUGCCUUGGCUAUUGUAGCCUUGUGAAGAUUGGAGAAGCGUACUACAUGAAGAAGGAGUUUCAAAAUCUUGAUGAAGCUACACGAGCGGAGUAUGGCCCUCGACGAUCCUUGUCCUCUGUGCCAUCUACUUCACGAGCACCCCGGGCCAAAGCCGCAGAAAAUGCCAACAUGGAUGUCCCCGUUCGUGCUCCUAGGGUCAAACGCUCAAAGUCGGCGUCUCAUGCUUCUUCGGCCUCUCUAUUGCACCGUCACUCUCAAAUGGCUUCCACUUCCAAAAACCCCUUCAAGAAGUUCAAGAAAUUCAUCCUCAAGACCGUAGUGGCUCCGAUGAAGAAAAUUCAAGAAAGCCUUGAUGACCUCUCGGGUCGGAUGAAGAAGAUGGAGGACCGUGAGAAUCGCCAAAAGCAAAAUGAGGAUCGUGCUUCUAGACGUCGUGCUAAGUAUUGAGCAUUUGACAAAAUGAUCAAACAUUCACUUAUCUAUGUUUAAAAAAAAAAUUAUUAUGUAUUUUGUUUUAUGUUUCAACCUCCUAUCAUGUCUUAUGUUUAAAACUCGUACUUAUGCACUUUUAUCAUUGUUAACCCUUUUAUGAUUAUGCUUAUGAUCCACUUGAACGCCUAUAAUUGUUGCCAUAAUGAAUGUCAUUGUGUUGA